ACAAGAUGUUUUAGGUAGCAUUGGGGAUUGAAUUUGGCUUGUUUUGAUGGGAACAAUUCGGCCAUAUGGGUUCAACACAAAGAAAACAACAUGGCUUGACUUUAAGUGAAUAAUAGGACAAGAAGUUACUAUUCAAUCAAAGACUUCUUUGCUGAUUUUGCCCUUUUGUUUUGUGUGAUGAUUUAGGCCUGAUUUUGGGGAGAAAAAUGGUAGAGAAUUUCGUCCUUAGUUUUAGGAAAUAAAUAGGAAAGACAUUAUUUUGGUAAAGGGACUUUAAAAGAAACAAACAAAAGUUUUAAAAGAUAAAAACAAGAAACUAAGGUUUUAUUUUGUCUUCUUUGGUCUCAUUUUCGUCCAAGGCUUCAAAAUGGAUGGGGAAGACUUUAUUUUGGAUAAAACAAAAGAUAAAAUACUUUUGGAUAUGUUGGGAGAGGUUUGGGUUUUGGUGGAGCCAUCCAGGGGCAGACUAUCAUUAUUUGAGAAUUUUUCCUAUACCUAUAGCGGAAUUCUUCCCCUAGCGUUUCAAUCUUUCCCUUUCUUUCGUUGUUCUCAUUCUAGCCCUACGCCUUGAUUUAAUUCGGCGUCAGUUGGUAUCAGAGCCCAGUUCGACGAAUAAAGGAAGAACAUCCUUCAACAUCAAUGGUGCGUGCACGAGGUCGUGGCCGUGGGCAACCUAUGGGUAACGAACCCCCCGACGAGAGCAGCACCUUGACGACAUGGAGGUGAUAACAGAUCUACAGCGGCAUAACGAGGUUAUGCGGCAGCAGAUCGCGGAACUCACACGGCGCCUGACAGUGCGAGAUUUGGAGGAUCAUGAGGAGUCAGAUCACGGAUCCCAAUCAUCCUUCGAGAACCCGUAUCAUCGCGAACCUCGCGGUCGUGAUUUUCACGUCCGUGAUGACUAUCGCGGAGGGCUAGGGUUUAAGGUGGAAAUCCCUAGUUUUUCAGGAACCUUGCAGGCCGAUGAUUUCAUUGACUGGCUGAACGAGGUGGAUCGGAUCUUUGAGUAUAAGGACGUUCCUGAUCGUGACAAAGUGAAGCUCGUGGCUAUCAAACUCCAUGGACGAGCCUCUGCAUGGUGGGAACAGAUGCGGCGAUCUCGUGAGAAGAAGGGCAAACCAAAGAUCAAUGAUUGGGAGAAUAUGAAGGGUAAGAUGAGGGCACACUUUCUUCCCUUCGGAUACACACAAACCCUAUUUCAACGACUCCAUACGUUGAGGCAGGGAACAAGGUCCGUUGAUGAUUACACCGAAGAAUUCUACCAGUUGAUUGCCCGCAACGAUCUGUCUGAAUCGAAGGAGCAGCUUGUGGCUCGAUAUAUGGUAGGCUUGCGUCAAUCGUUGCAGGAUGUUCUCAACCUCCAUUCAUUAUGGACUGUUUCUGAGGCAUACAAAAGGGCCCUUGCAGUGGAGAAGCAGCAGAACCGGAAGCCGGUGACCAACAACCGUCAGGCUCGACCCCAAGAGCCUCGACCGACCACACAGGGAGUCCAGGGGACCCAUGGAGCUUCUAGUAGUACGAUUAAGUGCUAUCGAUGUGGUGAACCAGGACAUAGGGAAAAUGAGUGUAAAAAGCCGGCCAUGCAGAAGGGCAAGAGCCUGUUCAUUGAGGAAAACAUGAUAGAUGAAACUGAAGAAACCGAGGGGUACGGUGAACCUACCUAUGACGACUAUGCAGAAGAUGAUGUGCUUUACGGAGAUGGACAUGAGAAUCUGGUUGUGCGUAAGAGCCUUCUAGCUCCAAAGGAUGACUCUAAGGAUGAUUGGUUAAGGAACAACAUCUUCAGUACAACCUGCACCAUCGGAGGUAAGGAGUUCACCUUUGCUCUGAAGCACCAAGCGGGCAGCGUGAAUCGUGUUGCCGAUGCCUUGAGUCGGCGCAGUCUGCUUCUCACCUCCAUGAGCAAUCGAGUUACAGGAUUUGAUGUGUUCGCAGACAUGUAUAAAGAUGAUCCUUCGUUUGGAAAGAUAUUUAUGGAGGUAAUUUCUGGUCAGCGAUGUGAUUUUAUUGUGCACAAUGGUUAUCUAUUUCGAGGGCAGCAGCUGUGCAUUCCAGAUUGUUCCUUGCGGCAGCAGAUUAUCAGUGAGCUCCACAAUGAAGGGCAUUUUGGUCGAGACAAGACUCUUGUUCUUGUGUCGGCUGACUUUUAUUGGCCAAAAUUGAGAAGUGAUGUGACCCAUUUUGUGGAUCGUUGUUUUGUGUGCCAGCGUUCAAAGGGUGUUCUUACUAACGCAGGGGUCCUGGACAUGGCCCCUAUUCCACGUGUGGGGCGUUUUCCUCCUAGAGCCGAGGAGAUGGCAGAGCAUCUGAAGGAAAUUCAUGAGCAAGUGCGGAGUAAGAUUGAGGAGAGCAACAACCGGUACAAGGCCCAGGUGGACAAACAUCGUCGUCAAGUUCUGUUUGAUGUCGGAGAUUUUGUUUCGGCUGUAUUAACUAAAGAUCGCUUCCCUAUUGGCGAGUAUGAUAAACUCAAGGAUCGAAAAAUUGGACCCUGCGAGAUAGUUCAGAAGAUCAAUGAUAAUGCUUACCGAUUGCGGCUACCCAGUCACGUGAAAACUUCUGAUGUUUUCAAUGUGAAGCACCUAACUCCUUGUUUCUUGGAUUCUAAGGAAGAUGAUGUGAACUCGAGGGCGAGUUCUUUCCAACCCGGGGUGACUGAUGUAGGAGAGGAUUAAGGCCUUAAUUUUUUAAUUUUUGUGUCUUUGGGCCUUUGGCCUAUUUUUUAGUUAGCCCAUUUAUUUUUAUUCUUAGGCCCGUUUUGUCUUCCAUCUUUUAGGGUUUCAGUCCCUUUGUUUUUUUCAGCUAUUUAUAGCCCGGCUUGUGGGCAUAAUU
Cuscuta campestris is the source of this 2832-nucleotide messenger RNA. The record is from the annotation of a GenBank genome assembly. Lineage: Eukaryota; Viridiplantae; Streptophyta; Magnoliopsida; Solanales; Convolvulaceae.